AUGGCGGAGGUCACAUUGCUAGACGCGUUAGAGCGCAUUAAAUCGACAGUUGCCAAAAAUCGCACCAAGGGCUACAGUGAUCUCAAACACAUCGUGCGGCACAACCAGUCGACACUCAAGGACAAGUCGUAUCACGCCAUCUACGAUACUCUUUUCAAUGCGGCCGUCAAUGAGCAAUCAAAUUGGGUCAAUGCCAAAACCGCUUCGACACGCACGCUUGUGGAGAACAAGUUGUCCAACAUCGCGAGCACCCUCCGAGCCACUGUCGAAGCGGGUGCCACCGUUCUCAAAGCCUCGACUGCCAGAGCCGUGCUGGACCAUGUCAUUGACACCAUUUGCUUCAGUUCUGGUGAGGUCUGUGAGCCGAUCGGACCCGACUAUGCAAAAUGCAUGCGGGCUGUCUUGAGUCAUCAGCCGCACGUGGAGCUCAUGAACCAGGUUCUCAAAGGGCGCACCCAGAAGGAAUGGGAUCGUAUUGCCGCCUUCUGUGCCGAAUUCAUUACAUCACACGCGGCUGUUGAUGGAAGUCUGCCAGAGACUGAGCUGAUCUCGACCGCGGGCUCCUCGAUAAAUGGUCUCAGCUACCCGUCCUCGCGAUCGACCCAUCGGGAACCAGCGGCAUCGCAAGGAAGCCGCGCCGCUGUCAAAGUCGUCACCGACGAAAUGAUUGCCUGCAUACGGCUCUUGACUGCGGUACCCAAUGCACCGCUUCACAAGCAAGCAGAACCUCUGCUCUCCACCCUCCUUGAGUAUCUGCGCACAUCAAACGCUGCGACACGCUCGCAUCUUGACAUCUUCACCGCGAUCAACCAUCUAUUGUCAUGGACUCGCACAGAAAAUAUACAGCUCACGCAAAAGACGACCUGUCCGCUCAUCCGCCUCAUAAAGCUCAAUUGGUCAGCUAAGUCUCCUGCACUGCCACAAAUGACAACCACGAUUCUUUUGUUACGACCCUACAUUUUCCAAGCAUUGGAGCAAGCCGAAGGUGUAGGGCUGCUCCCCGAGCUCAACAGUCUGUUGUCGACUAUGCAAUCUGAGUAUGUCAAUAGACUCGAACGUGAACAGCUCGGCAUCGACGAUCUCCGCCUAGAGAUCAGUAAAGUGGACGACGCCAAAGGUGGUAAGGUCGGGACUACAUUGUUCACCCUACGARGCUCCGGCCCACGAUCUGAGUCGAGCUGGCUGGCACCUGGACUGCGAUCGGAGUCGAACUGGCUGCUUGUAGAAAUGCUUGCAUCGCUGUACAGUAUUUCGAUGAAGCAGGGCUAUAACGAGCAUCAUUCAGACGAAGACGACGCGGGCGCGAAUGACAAUCGAGAUGGUGACGUUCACCGCCCAAGAAAGCGACAGCGACGAAACGGUCAGCACGAACACAACGCCUUCAGCAACAUUCUACGUGGAACUACGAGCGGCACUCCUCGUUCCCGCGUUUGCGCUCUGCAGAUCCUGGCCUUUCUCGCACAGCGGACGAUGUUGACGCCGCAUCAGAUAAUUGAAGCGACUGAUAGCCUUUUGAUCUCGUGUAACRAAGAAGCCGGCAAUCUGGCAUCAUGGGCACUGCUUGCCCUUGGAAGUUGCGCAUCGCAAACAACCGCUUCCGACACCAAGCUCAUCACCCGAUGGACAGCUGCAUGGCAGCUCGCGUGCCGUGCCCUUGGUAACGCAUCCACCUGCAGAGCAGCAGCGUACGCAUUGUAUCUGAUGUUGCAACUUCGUCUCGUCUCCCAGGCCAGCAUUUCUGAUCUGGUUCAAACGGCUACGAACGCAAUGGAGCUGAGUGGGCCCAGUUCACUGUCGGACUCGGUGGCUUUGCUUCUGACCGCCAUCUUGAACUGCUCACAGCAAAUCAACGCCGAUUCUAGUCCUAAUGCUGCGGACAGCAUUCUGCGCUGGCUAGCUCACACAUUUACGCCGAGCAAGAUCGAGGACAAGCAGUACAUUUCUAGCACAGUGUUAUACGAAGCAGUCGAUGUUGUUCCAUUGAUCACUCUAUGCUUAGGGCGACAACCGCACACUUUCAACAYGGCAGGGUUCCCGGUCUGGGGUCCAACAGCCCGAGCAUGGUUGUCGUGCGAGCAGCAGAAAGAGCUCGUUGGGUACCUUCUACUGAACGACGUUGAGGAUCCACCGACCAACCCCGAGAUACAUCGAGAUCCAGGAUUGGCACCAGAAAGCUCUGCUGCACGUCGCUUUGCAGGAGAGACCGUUGUUCUAACGCAUUUGCUAACAGAAGCAACACGGGCCAAUGAGACUUGGUCGGCGUUGUUCAAAGAGCGAGCUCGAAACCCAAGCCAUGACUCGUUCACAAUGCUGUGCAAGGCUUUUCACGUCUUUACGUGUAUUUCCUCAUGCGUAGAAUUUCGAGAUGCUCGUCGACAAUCGCAGCUGCAGGAACAAGUGGCCACCCUUUCGAAAUCGCUGUCUGGGUAUGUUGGAGCGCCACGAUGCGACGAGACCAAGGCGGAUUCUUUCCUUUCCAUACUUUCCAUGGCUUUUUCGGGCCUGGACCUGAACCAAGGCAAUGGCGAAAUUGCGCGACUGAAGUGCGAGACCUUGAUCUGCCGUACUGUCGCCAAUGCCGUUGAUCUUCGGCGCAUAGCAAUUCAAAGUGCCAACGACAACGACGAUGCAAUGGACGUUGACGAACCCUUGAACUCUCAAGMCAGUCGACGGAGUCAAGCCUCGCUUUCAACCACCGAGCUCACAAACGACUUCGACGUCGCGUACAGCUUCCUCUCUUUGAGAGCAAGUAUCACGCUCUAUGCAAAUGUUGCUAUUGCCCAGGAGAACGAGAAACUGACGCAGGCUACCUCUCAGCCCGUGUCCACGACUAUCACAGACUUUCUGCUUGCACAGACAGUGACCUCCCUCCUGGCCAGUCGUAGCGUAAUCACUUUGUUUCCGCGUCUUGGUUUGAUGCUCAGUGCAAAGGAUGCCAAGUGUCUACUGGAAUUGUUUGGCGAUUUGCUGAGCAAGCCUAAGCACUACCGAUCAGAAGUGACCCUUGGCACGAUUAUUGAUGUUUUGCAAAUUACAGCGGAUGUGUGGACGGACCCAGGCAAUAAUCAGCUCUACUUCUUGGGCUUGCAGCUUUACGAAUGGUACUCGACUACGGCUCUGCCUGAAGAAAUCCUUUCGCGGAACACCCAGAAUCGCCUCGCAACAUUGCUGCUAAGACUUUGCCAGAUCGAUACUGGAUACCCUCACCAUAGCGAAGACACUUCCGCCAGAUCUUGCCUCUCAAGUUUGUUCGACUUGUUGAAAAGAGGCAGCAUCACCAUGCAAUUUCAACUAGCGGGUCAGAUCUCGACGGUCUUUGGUCGCUCUGUCCUUUCUACACACGCAGUCAUGUUCGAAGACCUUUCGGAAAGCCUGCCCAAGGAUAUGGACCAUGUUGAAGGCAUCGCUAUUCGACUGCUGUUCUUCGUGAAGCUGGGAUCGAAAUGGCAGACACUUCUCCUAUGGUGUGUUUAUCGCAUUUUCGAGGCAGGCUCGGCGCCUCAUGCUGCUCUCUGCAUCUCCAAUUUGGCCAAAAAUCUUCCAUCGAAAACUCCUCGAACUCUGUUCACGCUGUUCGCGCGGCACCUGCUAUUCAAAUGGCUGGCUCCCAGGCUUCCUAGAGACUACAUUCAAGACACCGCUGCAAAGAUACCUUGGCCGCAGGGAAUGGGGAUGCCUUUGCGGGAACUGCCAUAUGCCUCUUUCCAAUAUCGUUCUUUGAACGAGCUAUYGGUAGACAACCAAUCAGAGGUCUGCGCACAGAUCGUCAUGUUCGGUGACAAGGCAGACAUGGAGCUUUUGUCAAAGGCGACGAGAAUGUUGCCACAGUCAAUAGUCAAGUCGGCUUUCGCAAAGACUCUCGCAUAUGCAAUGGCUUACGAUAUUCGAAUGAGUUCUGGCCUUCCUAGCCCCCUCCGGGAAAGAGAGCACUAUGUUCGAGAUGCUGUCGGGGGCAAAGAAGACCAAUCGAGGUUGACCAAGGAUCAAUGGUCUGCCAUACAGGGGCACUUCUUCCUCACCACACAGCAGGAUGACAUAGAAGACAAGUGGUUGGAGAAAAAUCCAAAAUACAGCGGGCAACUCGGCGUUCUCAAGGAGAUGAAACAGUACAGCCACUCAGCGCGUCAAUUGCCUGACAGCCAAGAACCUGCGUUCACCAGCAACAAGCUCUGUGAGCAAAUCGAUCGACUAAGCAGGCGAAUCAAAGAGGAUGUAGGGUGGACGGCUUCCAGGUUCACACUUGCAGCUCGCAUGCUACUAGACGCAGUAGAUGAUUCGCUUGGGUCUUUACACUCCUGCCUCCUGAUACGUCGCCUCCGGAUUUUGAUAUGCAUGGCUGGGAAUGUUGCCCUCAGCGGAUUUCCAUUGGAAAUGCUCAUUCACUCACUCCGGCCAUUCGUGAACGACAGCGAAUGCGCGGACGACACCUUGGGUAUUCUCCAAUACCUCUUCAAUCACGGGCGAGAGCAUCUCAGAUCGAAUCCAAGCUUUCUCGGUGGUACAGUAGCCUUGCUUGUUCUACAACUUAGGCAGCACUCCAACUCGCGGCAAAGCAGUACCACGCAGGAAAGCCAGCAUAUAGCAACUGUUCACAAGAUGCUGGGCUUUCAAAAGUGGCUUGUCAAAUACCUGACGCAAGCCACAUUGGACGACCAAGGGCGCUCCGCCUAUGCCGUACUCAGCAAGGCCUUGGACAUUCUGCAGCUACCUGGAAAUGCUCGAAAGGAUAGUCCAGAGGGUACACUAUUGAUGUUCCUCCUUGAUCAGUGGUGUUCUCCCAAUCCUCUCUGCUCCAGUACCGACUGCUUCGAAGCGUUAUGCAUGCUCGCUCAGGGCUUCGAAGCUCCAAAGUCAGCGGUGGAAGGUGUCGUUGGUGAUGACGAAGCAUCAGUCAAGUACGCGCAGCCAUUGUGGGAGGUCUCCUCGAAAAUGACUGCACURCCGAUGACACAAGAGUUCACUGCUUGGUCUGCUCGUGUGUUGGGGCGAGCGUAUGCUUCGACUGGUAUACGUCCAAAUCUCCCGUUGCACGGAGCCUUACAGUCAGCGCCACAGAAGCCUCCAAAUCUGACAGAAGACGUACAGCUAACUGCUAGAUCUCAUAUGAUCAUUGGCCAGAAGUGGUCUGAGCUACUAUUCUCUCGGAAGCGCCUGGAGUCUGGCCUGGCCGAGCACACUCUGCGGAAGUUGGCCGAUAUCAUUAACACUGAAGCCAACGAAGCAAAUGUAUUCUCUACGGUCUUGUCCCCAGACAUUUAUGUAGCUAUCCUGGAUGGUACAUGCGGCUACGAGCCACCUUCCGCGAAUCAGCGUGCAUAUGCCGUGGUCAACGACGAUGCGUUGCGUGAUWCGCUGCAAAUAUCCAAGUCACAGACUCUCGAAGAAUGGACGACGGAGCUUGCGGUCACUGCCUGCAGAUGGGCGUCGAAGGUGACUGUCAUCGCCUGCUUAGCUCCUCUGCUCAGGAACAUUCCCGACCUGGCCACUGAGCUUCUUCCAAGUAUGCUCCAUAUACUGCUCGUUGAUGAGAUUGACAAGAAACCAACUUUACGAUCGGAACUUUCCACUGCGAUCACCUCUCAGCUGACCGAGACGGAUCCUGCUCUGUGUUCGAAGCAACAGUUCUGGCUGAAGCUGCUACUCUACCUACGAAGUCAAGCUUAUCCCCGCGAAGCCACCAAGGCCGAUCGUCUUCGAUGGUUGGAUGUUGACUAUCUAGUCGCCGCCGAUGCCGGUUCGAGAUGCGCUAUGCCACAUUGUGCGUUGUUACUCGCGGAAUCAAUAGCGCCUGUCCCACAAACCAACAAGCGUUCGUCCAGUCGAGCUUCACUAUCUCAACUGUUUCAACCGCCUGUUGCCGAUGAUCUCCUGCUAUCAAUAUAUCAGCAGCUGGAAGAGCCCGACUCAUUCUACGGAGUCCAGCAACCCGCCUCCCUGGACAACGUCCUCAACAGGCUGGAUCACGAAGCAAAUGGUCUACGAAGCCUCAUGUUUCGGUCUGCUCAGAUGGACAGCCAUAUGCGCCAAACACAUAGGCUCGCGGACAGCGACGCUGUGGGCAUGGUGCACUCUUUGUCUGCACUCAAUUUCAAUAGCUUGGCACUUGCUUUKCUAACCCACGGCUUGGGGAAUAGCUCCAGAACCUCUACAGAUAUGAUGGGCGCAGCACAAGCGUUACAGCAGUGGGACAUACCCCUGCCUGAGACAUCCACUGGGGUGCGAUCAAUCACUUUCUCCGUUUUCCAGGAGCUGAGUCGCGCGACCAGCCUCCAGCAAGCACGGGAUAGGUUGCAGCUUGCGGUCGUCGAUCACGCCCAACAUGGACUGUCUUCUGGAGGGUCGUUGAAAGCCUCGCCUUCAUGGUUCGGAGUUCUCGCCAGUCUUACAGAGACCGAGGAGAUACUGUCGUCUAUGGACUCAGGGGACAUGAUAUCCAGAUGGAGCGCCAUGAAGUCACGAUCAGACUGGAUGCGCAUGGCUCAGUACGACGACGUCAAGUCGAUCUUGUCAAAUCGACAAACUCUGUUUGGCGUCCUGGUUCAAAAUGCAAAUCUACAGCAACAUCUUCACGUGAAUCAGAAGCAAGCUCGGGGGUUGGAAGUCGAGGCGUUACUUGCCGAAUCGCGCUUCGCUCGCGAACACUCCCACCUUCAGGAAGCUCUGGCAGCCACAACGACCCUCAGUGAUAUGGUUUCAGUCUGCGAUUCCGUCAAUCUCACGAUAGCAGGCGCUGUGAAGUCCGAGACGGCUUCCGUCCUGUGGGAUGCCGGCGAGACAUCAGCUUCUGUGAGAAUGCUUCAAGAUGCACUGGACAUUCCAGGCCUUGCGGAGCACGAUAUCCAAGUUGGUGUGGCCGGCUUGCGGGCUCAAUUGGCGCACAAGCUCGCCGAGGCUCGUUUGGAGAAGCCGGAUAUCAUCUUCAAAUCAUACCUCAGGCCCGCGAUCCGCGAUCUCAAGUCAACAAAACAAGGCAAGGAGGCUGGGAUCGUCUUCUACGAAUUUGCCAAGUUCUGCGACGACGAAUUGCAGGUUCCAGCAAAUAUUGAGGAGUUCAAUCGCAUUUCUCAACUUCGUCAAGAGAAAGAGGAAGAGGUCGAAGCCAUUGAGAAUGCCAUAAGGAGAUCCCACUCAAAUACAGAGAAGAGCGACCUGAACAGAUCUCGGCAGACAGCAGUCGGCUGGCGCGAUCUUGACAUCAUCGAAGAGCAGCGUUUGAGGUCAAUCCGCGGCACGUAUGUCGAACAAAGUUUGCAGAACUAUCUGCUCGCGCUGUCCGCAUCUGACGAUCACGACAUCUGCGUUCUGCGUUUCUUUGCGCUUUGGUUGGAAUACUCCAACGAUGCGGAUGCCAACGCCGUUGUGCUGAAAUACCUGCCACUGGUGCCAAGCUGGAAGUUCGUGCUCCUGAUGAACCAGCUCAUGUCUCGCGUAGGCGGUGAACAAUCCACGUUCCAGACAGCGCUGUCGGGAUUGUUGCUUCGCAUCUUUACGCAACAUCCACAUCACAGUCUACACCACCUGUUCGCCAACACUAAGAACGGGAGUGCAAGUGGCAGUGAGGCUGCCGCUGCGUCCAGAUAUGACGGUUCGAGGAAACUGUACGAGACUCUCAAGAAAGACAGCAUCGGUACCUAUAUGCAGCGACUCUUUCAUUGUGACGUGCUGUAUAGGGACUUUGCAAACAGCUCUCCGUCAAACAGCGGCAAGUUCUUGUUGGAAAAAUGGCGGCCGUCUGAGAAGAUGAGACAAUUUCAUGCCACUCGGUCGAGCAUUCCGCCCAUCACCCUCACUUUGUCCCUACGWCCUAAUGGAGACUACAACGAUAUCAUCACUGUGGUUAGGUUCUUGGACGUUGGCUCGAUACUGGGAGGUGUGAGUGCGCCGAAGCUCAUCACAGCCAUCGGCAGCGACGGUAAAGAGUACAAGCAGAUCUUCAAAARCGGUAGGGACGACCUUCGGCAAGAUGCCAUCAUGGAGCAAGUGUUUGAAGAAGUCAGCAAGAUGCUUCGACACCACAAGCCGACCCGACAGCGUGAUCUCAAAAUUCGCACGUACAAGGUCGUUCCGCUCGGACCCGGUGCGGGUGUUAUUGAGUUUGUUCCCAACUCGAUCCCGCUGAUGGAGUACGUGAAACCCGCGCAUCAGAGAUAUCAUCCUCAAGACCUGCAGGACAGCAAAGCACGUAACAUGAUCAGAGCCUGCGACAAGUCCAGCGAUGAUGUGCGAAUCAAGGAAUUUCGCAAAGUGUGUGAGCGCAUUCAUCCCGUGCUGCGCCACUUCUUCUUGGAGCGUUUCGACAAUCCCGAUGCAUGGUUCCAGAAGCGCACAGCGUACACACGCACGACGGCCAGCGUGUCCAUUCUCGGCCACAUCAUCGGGUUGGGCGAUAGACAUUGCAGCAACAUUCUGCUUGAUGAAGUUACUGGAGAGGUCAUUCACAUUGAUCUCGGCGUCUCAUUCGAAGCUGGUCGUGUCCUACCGAUUCCCGAAAAGGUUCCAUUCCGCCUCACUCGCGACAUUGUUGAUGGUAUGGGCGUGACCAAGACUGAAGGUGUGUUUCGCCGCUGCUGCGAAUUCACCCUCGACGCCGUGCGGGAUGAUAAGGACAGCAUCAUGACUCUGCUCAAUGUCCUGCGGUAUGAUCCACUGUACAAUUGGACGGUAUCGCCAUUGCGGGCAAAGAGAAUGCAGGAAGCGGGUGGAGUGGGACAUAAAGGUGGGGAAGAGACUGAGUUGUCGUCGAGAAAGGGAGGUGGUGAUGGGGAGGCGGAUAGGCCUCUACAAGUUGUGGAGAAGAAAUUGUCCAAGACGCUCAGUACUGCCGCGACGGUCRAUGAGCUGAUACAGCAGGCUUCGGACGAGAAGAAUCUGGCUACGCUAUUUGUCGGAUGGGGCGCCUGGUACUGA
Ramularia collo-cygni is the source of this 8907-nucleotide messenger RNA. RefSeq lists its product as uncharacterized. Gene Ontology annotation, biological process: DNA repair. Gene Ontology annotation, molecular function: protein serine/threonine kinase activity; protein binding. NCBI's taxonomy places the organism in Eukaryota, Fungi, Ascomycota, Dothideomycetes, Mycosphaerellales, Mycosphaerellaceae. The record is from RefSeq and is a predicted model, not a curated record. The transcript is spliced from 2 exons. Bases 1 to 8907 code for a protein of 2968 amino acids.